This is a messenger RNA of Pelobates cultripes (western spadefoot toad), 1059 nucleotides long. Lineage: Eukaryota; Metazoa; Chordata; Amphibia; Anura; Pelobatidae. The record is from the annotation of a GenBank genome assembly.
AUGAAGAUAUACACACACAACGUUAGGGGCCUGAACACCCCGCACAAGAGGCACACCCUACUCAAAGAUCUGAAAACCUCCCAAGCAGACAUAAUUUGUCUGCAAGAAACACACUUCCAAUCCACCACUAGCCCGGUCCUAGGAAAGGCAACAUACCCGCACCAGUAUCACGCCACCGCGCCCUCAAAACGUAAAGGCGUCUCCAUCCUAAUCAGCCGACACCUUGCAUUUGACGAAAUAACGGUCACAAAAGACCCACAUGGGAGAUACAUUAUACUGAUCUGCACCAUUAAUAGCUCUACAUACACAAUAGUCAAUACGUACAUGCCAAAUGCAAACCAAUGUGGAUACCUCCACAACCUCUUGAAGCUCAUAACCUCAACACAAACGGGCACAACGAUCAUAUACGGAGAUUUUAAUCAGAUCCAAGACCCCGCGCUAGACUCAACAGCGCAGCACACACCCCAUAGGAACAAGGUAAUCCACAGGCAAUGUAAAUCUCUAACCAGGCUCCUACAGUCACAUGGCCUAUACGACGCAUGGCGCACACUACACCCAACAGAGAGGGAAUACACACACUUCUCCCAGGUACACAACACCUACUCAAGAAUCGAUGGCUUCCUCUUACAGAGCGCACAUCUGAAUCGUGCAGUAGCGUGUGAGAUAGGUACCUCUGCCUGGUCAGACCACAACCCAGUGGAACUUACACUAGCUGACCACUACAACUACAAAAACAGGGGCCCUUGGAGGCUCAAUGAGCAACUUCUCACUGAUCCUCAAUUCAUCCAAUCACUACGACACGACAUGCAGACAUACUUUCAUACCAAUGACACCCCGGAAGUUACCCCGCUCACCCUUUGGAUGACCCAUAAACCGGUCAUCAGGGGCAUACUCAUAAGACGGGCAGCCCACCUCAAAAAACAGCAACAGCACGCACCAAUACAGAACCUCAAAAGAUUACAAGACCUGCACAGAACAAACCAAAUAACUCCCUCCAAGGCCACGCGGGCUGAGAUCACUGACCUGCAAAAACAAAUCCACACUGUCAACUUCCAAAAA